UUUUCAAUCUUGUUUCGUCAAUGAUAAAAACAUGAGUUACAGAGAAAAUACGUCAUUUAAACUUGCGCAAUAGAUUUCUGCUCAUUUCUUUUUUUGCGUGAUAUAACCCGGGUGACAGGGGACAGAGUGAAAGUGCGUGUUGCUGCCGCAAUAUUCCAGUCGUCAGCCUAUUGCUGAAAUAAGAGUACUGUGUAUUGUAAUAACUAUAUGUAGAUUUUUCCAGUAAUUUUGGAUGAUUAUUAUGCUUUCACUGGAAUCGUUCAACUUCAAAGUGAAAUAAGUUACGUCAACAACUGGUGUCAUGCAAUAGUUUGAAGGUCAAAUCGGCUAAAUUCUUUCAGUUUUGCAGAAUGAAGUAUGACGAUCGGUCAACAAUAUUUCGUUAAAGUCUCCUGUAUUUUUCUCAUACUUUAUAACAAUUAUAAUUGAUACGGCAUGUGCCAAUUGAAUGUGUGAAUGAUAGAGAAAUAUGCAACUAUUCAGUCAGAACUGUUUUCUUAGUUUACGUUUGUGACAUCAAUUCGACCAUGAGACUGUCGGUCUGUGUUUCUGGGAUAUGUUACAUUUCUUUUCUCAUAGUGUUUGUCAUCGCUGGCUCUCAGUCAGGUGAUGAAUAAAUCGCAAUUUUUACUAUUUGUAAGAAAUGUGUUGACAAAACUUAAAUAAUUACCUAUUAAGCUAUGAAUUUUCCACGUUUGAAUUCUAAACAACCACUUGAGCUUAUUAAACAGGGUUCAAUGAAAGCGGGAACUCUAGCAAGGAAGUUUUCUAGAGUUGCCAGUGGAGUUUUAAGAAUGAACCCUGAAUAUCCUACCUUCAAGGAACUGGAUGCAAAAUUGCGUAAAUAUUCAAGUGCCGCAGACAAGGAGGCAGCGCUCCAGGAUGUGAUCUCUACGGGUUCCUUGCUGUAUUACAAGGAGAAAAACAAAUCUACCCCUACUCAGACGGGAGAUCUCGAGUACUUGUCGGACGAUCUCAUCUCUCUUGUCAGAGGAUCUCAUUCAGAAUUCACGACGCCAGAAACGUCCAAAAGAAAAGCUAUUCGAGGGAGAAGCAGUUGCAACAAGCACUGUUUCGGUAUCUAUGGUGAUAUCUACCGCUCAACCCACGAAAUGGACCCACAAGCACCACCAUUCGUCGAGGGCGUUCUCAUCCCUAUCACGCGGGGUUGGGAUCUUCCACGGGCCGGCAGCGGGAGGUGGGAUAUCGUCCGGCGAAAAUUCCUCACGCGACAACCCCUCCGCCUCCAGUGCCGUUGCACCAUCUCCGAUGAGUUUCGCGACCUCCUCACUGCCAACGGAGAGAACCCCGAAGAGUUUGAAAGGCUCAUUAAUAGGUCAAGAAACGAUGCUCUCCAGUUUGUAGAACAAGCCGUGGCCCGGAUCAACCAGAAGGGGGUGAUUUUCCUCCUGCGUCUGGAUCAUGAAACGCUGACGCAACUUUUUUCUGUAGAAUAAGGCCUCAGGCGGUCUCAGAAAAAAGUCCAAAUAGGGUAUAACCAGGCGGAAACUAAGUGGAAAAGAAUCCGUCAUGUGGGUGCAUCAGAAGUUCGUUGCUGACCCACCUGUAUUGUAACAUCGUUCCCAAUAGUAUUAGAAUAAUUUUGUUUCUGUGCUUCAUUCUGUGUUGUUUUAAUUAAUUCCAUUU
This is a messenger RNA of Bemisia tabaci, 1647 nucleotides long. The record is from RefSeq and is a predicted model, not a curated record. Lineage: Eukaryota; Metazoa; Arthropoda; Insecta; Hemiptera; Aleyrodidae.